UUCCAUAUAUCGCAGUUAUAGACGAUGAAUGAAUCGUGAUUAUUUUAGGGGACAAUAUAGGGGUGGUGUUGGUAAUUACAUUCCGCAUGUCACGGUCUGGGCUAGUCCGGACUCAGUUCUGCCAUGAUGGUGUGAAAUUAACGGUAGUAAAAUAUUGUAAUCGUGUGUAUGUAGUUAGAAGUUAAUUCCAGCUAAGUUCGUUUACUCGUGCAUUAGAAAUUCAUUUUCUGGACGAACGAAUAUAUCUAAACACGGUUUUCUUGAUACAUUAGGUUGUGCUUUAAAUUGACCAACAUAUGUAUAAUUCAAGAGAGCGUAGCAGUGAUGUUUUUUAGUUCAAAGCGUAAAACUGGAGAAAAUAAAUAUAAAUAGUUUUGGUUUUAAUUUUAAACCGGCAUUGAAAUGGACAGCUAUACGACGUCAAGGGGCGUGGCCUGUCAGCAGCGUCGCAUGUAGAUUUGUGCUGCGAGCUGUUGUUUAUGUGCUGCUGGAUCUGAAAUACGUGUUCAGUGGUGAAAUAUUUAAUGUGUGUCAAAUCAGGAACAUCUCCUGCUUCAAAACAUGCCUAAACCAAACAGUCGGUUAAAAACAUGAAUUUCUGGAUCACUUGAAGGCCACGGCAGCUGAUAAUGAAGCGAAGCCGUGUCCCGAGCACCAGUGAAGACUCGGACAAUGGAAGUAACUCCACAUCCUGGUCUCAGCACUCCAAUUCUAAACACAGGAAACAGAAUGGGAAGAGACCAUCAGAGGUAUUCAGAACAGACCUGAUCACAGCCAUGAAGCUGCAUGACUCAUACCAGCUGAAUCCUGAAGAUUAUUAUGAGUUGGCUGAUCCCUGGCGGCAGGAGUGGGAGAAAGGGGUUCAAGUCCCUGUUAGUCCCGAAUCCAUACCACAAUCUGCAGUGCGCACUGUAGCUGAGAAAUGCCCCGCUGCUUUGUUCAUCAGACCGAAGAAGUUCAUUCGCUCAUCUGAGUCAUCAGUGCUGGGAUACGUGGGUAUUCAGACGUUAGCUGAUGGCAUGUGUCGAUAUGACCUGAACGAGGAGGACGUAGCUUGGCUUCAGAUUGCUAAUGAAGAGUUCAGUAAGAUGGGCAUGCAACCCUUGGAUGAGCUGACAAUGGAACGGGUCAUGGAGGAAUUUGAACGGCAUUGCUAUGACAACAUGAGCCACGCCAUGGAGACAGAGGAGGGGCUUGGCAUAGAGUAUGAUGAGGAUGUGGUGUGUGACGUCUGUCAGUCACCUGAUGGCGAGGACGGCAACGAGAUGGUGUUCUGUGACAAGUGCAACAUAUGUGUGCACCAGGCUUGUUAUGGUAUACUGAAGGUACCGGAAGGCAGCUGGCUUUGCCGUACAUGUGCGUUGGGCAUCUUUCCCAAAUGCCAUCUGUGCCCUAAGAAGGGCGGAGCCAUGAAACCCACCCGCAGCGGCACCAAGUGGGUCCAUGUCAGCUGUGCCCUCUGGAUACCAGAAGUAAGCAUUGGUAACCCUGAGAAGAUGGAGCCCAUCACUAAUGUGUCUCAUAUACCCAGCAACAGAUGGGCUCUCAUUUGUUGUGUGUGUAAAGAGAAAACAGGAGCUUGUAUACAGUGUUCUGCCAAAAGUUGCAGAGUGGCGUUCCACGUGACGUGUGGUCUGCAUUGUGGCUUGAAGAUGAACACAAUCCUAACAGAGGCGGAUGAAGUAAAGUUCAAGUCCUUUUGUCCCAAGCACUCUGGUAUGGACUGGAAUGAGGAAGAGGGGGAUGAGGAGAAAGUGAAAGAGGAGAGAGGUAGAAAUGGGGGAGUAGAUUUCUCUUCCUCUGAGCCGCGACCCACAUGUAACCCCGAAGAGACGAGACUCAGUGAGCGCAAGCUUAGAGUCCAACAGCUUGAGGAUGAAUUCUAUCGCUUUGUCGCCGCUGACGAAGUCGCCGAGCACCUGCAGUUGCCCCUGGAGAUGGUGGACUUCCUGUUCCAAUAUUGGAAGUUGAAGAGGAAAGUAAACUUUAACCAGCCACUCAUCAUGCCCAAGAAAGAGGAGGAAGACAGCCUUGCCCGGCGGGAACAAGAAGUGCUGUUGCGUCGGCUCCGCCUCUUUACUCAUUUACGACAAGAUCUUGAGAGGGUACGUAACUUGACAUACAUGGUCAGCCGUCGGGAAAGGAUCAAACGAACCUUGUGCCGAGUGCAGGAGCAGGUCUUUCAUCAUCAUGUCAAGCUGCUUGAGCAGGGACGUGUCGCUGGUGUAUCCUCAACUAGACGUUUGGAGGAGGCUAUGUUUUACUUUAGCACAGCACAUCCUGUGCCUGCAUCCCCCCAACCUCUGAAAGGUCACUGCGGGCAGAACAGUGCUCUGGGCUCCACUGUGCAAAAUCACGAGAAGGGGGGUAACCAUUACAGAGUCUCAAAGCAUAUAGAAGCAGACAAGCCUGCAAAGAUGUCCAGACUGGAGAACUUCGUUAUGGAGAACAGUCCCAGAUCUGAGGGGAUUGUUGAUUCAGGCUCUGGAGGUUGCAAGAUUCAGAGAAAUGAGGCCACAGCAGAUUCAGCUACAGUGAAACGUUCUGAGAGCAGGCUGAGAGGAAGUGUGACCUUUGAGUCUCAUCGAAGAGACGAUGAGAUAGGGCGUCCCCUAGAGGACCGGAGGAGAGGGAGCAGCAGCAGGCUCUGGGAACAGGUAUCAAUGAAAGACAAACUAAGGCAGUCAAAGUCAAUGGAGGAUACAGUGAAGAAUGAGACAGAGGAAGACAACAUGGAUGACAGAUUGUUGCUGUCUCACAGCAGAACUACUGGCACUGCUAGUUCUGUAAACAAUACACCAACCACUUAUAAUGGAUCGCCAAGAAAGACAAGCCAACAUCAGGGAAAACUGGUGCCAAAUGGAACGACUGGGAGGCAUCUGAAAAACUGGGGCAGUUUCAGAAUUCCAAAAAGAAGUGAGAAAGCAGCAGGGGGAAAAGAUGGACCGGAAGGAAGUGACGUGGCAGACCAAAAUGCUUCCCUAAUAAAAAUGUAUAAUACAAGUCCAACUUCCUCCUCCCAUCCAAUCAGGACCCGGCUGCGGACAGGAAGUGAGAACAGAAGCCAUGAGGGAGAGUCUGAUCAUGGCCAGUCAGAGCAGGGCAAAAGGUGUCACACCCAAAGACUUCGAAGUCAUGAUCCAAUGACUAGAUAUUACGGUUCUGAUGUAAUCCAACAUGGAGUUCUUGCAUCAUGAAAUUUGUAUCUGACAUUUAUUCUAUGUGUCCAAAAAUAUCUAUUAUUUUUCUUCUGUUAAUAUGCUCUUCAAUGAAAGCAGCAAUUGGUGGAAUAAUAUUUAUUUUUCUAUUCUGUAAUUUUCUGCUGUUGCUUAAACUAUUCAUUUUUGUGUGUAUAUAAAACCUUUGCUUUCCCUUGUUAUGAUCCUUCUGCUUUAGUGUGCAAUGCAUACAUGGAGAGGUUUCAAAGACCAAACAAUUGACUGAUAAAGUGAAGUGUCUUUUGCUUUAUACUUUCUUAAUUUUGAGUUCAACCCUUUCAAUCAGGUGAAAUUAAGUGGCACAAGUAUUGAUUGACAAUGUGCACUUUUGAGGUCAUUCAAAUGUUACCAGCAUGAAACUGAGCCAGUUUGGCUCGGCUGUCUUAAAUCCCAUAGAAUUCGAGAAUUUCUCAGAAGAACUGAGGACUUAAAAUGAUCUGACCACAACAGUCUAAUUAGUGUCCAAAAUGUAGGAAAGCUUGUUUUAAUUUAUUUCUCGCUAUUCUGCUAACUUAAAAGGCCAUUGUGUGUUGCACAUCUGAUAUGGCAACUUUUCCUUCUCAGGUAAAAUCUGCUUCUAUUUGUACAAGGUUUAAUUUAUAGUGUCAUGUCAUAUAUAUAUAUUAGUUUUAUUUUUUGUUAUAUUUUCUCUUCCAAACAGUGUGUGUAACAGGACAGGUCAAUGCCUUAUAUGAACUCUCUUUAGUCUCUUAAGUCAUUUCUUUUCAGAAAAUAAAACUACUUUCCAGUAACAAUAUUCUUCAGCAAUAGAUGGACACUAUAUUCAGGCAGACAGACCCACACUCAGUAUGAAUUCUGAAAUGAUGACACAAGAUGUACAUUUGCAGCUUUGAUCAGGUAGAUUUUUCACAAUCAUUUAGUUGCAGUAUCCAUUACCUUGUAUUUACAGUACUUUUGCACUUGAUAUUAAACAAUAACAUAAGACACUAUCAUUGUUCUAACGAAGAAACUUGCAUUGAAAGGACUAAUCUUCUUGACAUGGUUGCCUUGGAGUAGUACUGAAAUAACAUUUGUUCUUGGAUUUUUUUCUAAAUGGCUGUAAAUGUCUUUUCUGGCAUAUUGUGAGUUGAACUAAAGAAAAGAAAAAAGUUUAUCGUGUGCCUGAUUGUUUCUGUUGAGAUGUUGCACUAAAACAUUAGCCAGAGAGCUUCAUUUAACUGUUCUCGAAAUAAGUAUUUCUACAUGUUUAUAUAAUCAAGUGCUGCUGUAUUUUUCUUGUUUUUUCAUUUAUUCUCAUGCAGUACCGUAGUUUUGUUGCAGAUUGUGAAUAAACUUCCUUUAAGUUA
This is a messenger RNA of Myxocyprinus asiaticus (Chinese sucker), 4525 nucleotides long. RefSeq names its product protein Jade-1-like. The transcript has 11 exons. NCBI's taxonomy places the organism in Eukaryota, Metazoa, Chordata, Actinopteri, Cypriniformes, Catostomidae. Gene Ontology annotation, cellular component: histone acetyltransferase complex. The record is from RefSeq and is a predicted model, not a curated record. The coding region runs from base 630 to 3197 and encodes 855 amino acids. Gene Ontology annotation, biological process: regulation of transcription by RNA polymerase II.